Habropoda laboriosa is the source of this 1765-nucleotide messenger RNA. RefSeq names its product 2-hydroxyacyl-CoA lyase 1 (gene Hacl). Gene Ontology annotation, cellular component: peroxisome. The record is from RefSeq and is a predicted model, not a curated record. The transcript has 13 exons. NCBI's taxonomy places the organism in Eukaryota, Metazoa, Arthropoda, Insecta, Hymenoptera, Apidae. Gene Ontology annotation, molecular function: magnesium ion binding; thiamine pyrophosphate binding; catalytic activity. Gene Ontology annotation, biological process: fatty acid alpha-oxidation. The coding region runs from base 44 to 1765 and encodes 573 amino acids.
CGUAACGUCUUAUUCCUAUCGGUAAAACAGAACUAAUUCAAAGAUGAAAAGUGGAAAUCAAAUAACGGCCGAGGCACUGAAGGAACAGGGUGUCGAAUAUGUUUUUGGGAUAAUGGGACAUCCCGUGAUCGAUCUGGCCCUGUCCAUGCAGAUCGCGGGUCUUCAGUACCUUGGAUUUAGAAAUGAGCAAGCCGCUUGCUAUGCCGCGCAGGCUUAUGGGUACCUAACGACAAAACCAGCGGCAGUUUUGUGUGUAUCUGGACCGGGAUUGCUUCAUGUUAUAGGCGGUAUGGCGAACGCUCAAGUGAAUUGUUGGCCGGUUAUAGUAAUUGGUGGAUCGUGUGCUCAAGACCACGAGGGUAUUGGAGGUUUUCAGGAAUGGCCACAGGUAGAAUCCUGUAAGCCCUAUUGUAAAUACGCCGCUAGACCACCGUCCGCAACAUUAAUACCGCUUCACGUGGAAAAGGCCGUUCGACUCUCUACUUAUGGUCGACCUGGUGCCGUUUACUUGGAUUUUCCAGCCACGCUAUUAACUCAAUCGGUCAAUCAUGAAAAAAUAUACAAGGUUGCACCCUGUCCACCACCGCCAUUGAUAUUUCCUGAUCGUCGAUUAAUUGAACAAGCAGCUAGUUUGCUCAUGCGUGCGAAAAAGCCAUUAGUGAUUGUAGGAAAAGGGGCUGCUUAUGGCAGAGCUGAGAAUGAAGUCCGUAGCCUGGUAUAUUCGACGGGUCUUCCUUUCUUACCGACACCAAUGGGAAAAGGAGUUGUUCCAGAUACAGAUGAAAGAUGCGUCUCCAGCGCAAGAACUUAUGCAUUGCAACAAAGUGAUGUCAUUUUGUUACUAGGUGCCAGAUUCAAUUGGAUGUUACAUUUCGGUCGACCACCACGUUUCCAGCCUGAUGUUAAAGUGAUACAGAUUGACUUCUGUCCAGAAGAGUUGCACAAUUCUGUUUCUUCUGCAGUCGCCAUUCAAUCUGAUAUAUCCACAGCUGUAGAUGGUCUUGUUACCAUUUUGAAAGAACGCAAAUGGACUAUUGAAAAGAAUAACCCAUGGUGGAAAGAUCUAGUAGUUAAAUCGAAGAAAAACAAAGCAAUGAUUCAAAGGAUGUCAGCGGAUACUUCGGUACCUUUAAAUUACUAUACUGUUUUUAAACAUAUUCAGGAUACCAUUCCUUCUGAUUGUAUUAUUUGCUCAGAAGGAGCUAACACAAUGGAUAUUGGGAAAACGAUUUUAUUGAACAACGAACCCCGUCAUAGAUUAGAUGCCGCUACCUUUGGUACUAUGGGCGUGGGCUUAGGCUUUGCUAUAGCAGCUGCGCUUUAUUGUAAAAACAAUGCGCCCACGAAAAGGGUAUUAUGCGUAGAAGGAGACAGUGCAUUUGGAUUUUCCGGCAUGGAAAUUGAAACGAUGUUUAGGUAUAAGCUGCCUAUUAUUAUUAUCAUUGUAAAUAAUAAUGGUAUUUAUAGCGGGUUAGAUAGUGAAACGUUCAGGCAAAUACAAGCUUCAGGAGAAGCAACACAAGUAACACCGCCAAAUUCUUUAACAUCUGAAACGCAUUAUGAAAGAAUGUUAGAAAUGUUUGGUUGUAAAGGACACUUUUGCACUACUGUUCAGGAUAUACAGCGUGCACUAAAAUCGUGCCUUCAGGUAAAUGAUGCUCCCAGCUUGAUAAAUAUUAUGAUUAACCCCCAAGAAAUGUUUUACUUGUUUUUAUAUUUUGCAGUGAAAGCCUCAAGAUUCUCAUAUAAAAUGAAUAAUUGUUAA